AUGGCAUCCGAAGACCCCUUUCUCCAAGUCCAGGCCUACAUCCGCAUCCGCUCCUCAGCCUCCUCAGCAACCAGCCCCGAACUCGUCGAAGCACGCUCCGAACUCGAGUCCACCCUUACAGACCUCAGCGCCGACCUACGCGAUCUAGUCGACAGCGUAAAAGCCGUCGAACACGAUCCCUACCGCUAUGGUCUAGAAAUCGACGAAGUGGAGCGACGGCGAAAACUCGUCGAAGAUGUAGGCGCCGAAGUCGAAGACAUGCACACCGAGCUCGCAAAAACAGUCGAGCAAGCACAGAUACACGGAAAAGGCAAAGGCAAAGAAACUUCCUUGCCGCAUCCUAGCGCUUUCGAUAGCGAUGAUGAAGAGAUGGGAGAUGGUGAUUAUGCGCAGUUUGAACAGCAGAGACAAGAGGAGAUUAUGCAGCAGCAGGAUGAGGCUUUGGAUGAUGUCUUCAAGACUGUAGGCACUUUGCGCCAACAAGCAGAUACCAUGGGCCGCGAGCUCGAAGAACAAGCGGAUCUGCUUGAUGAUGUUGACAAUAUUGCCGAUCGCGUGGGAGGAAAGCUUCAGAAUGGCAUCAAGCAGAUUGGUUGGGUUAUUCGGAAGAACGAAGAUACAUACUCCAGCUGCUGUAUCGCCGUUCUAAUUGUUGUCUUGAUCAUCCUGUUGAUCUUCUUGCUGGCUUCAUGA
Aureobasidium musti is the source of this 693-nucleotide messenger RNA. NCBI's taxonomy places the organism in Eukaryota, Fungi, Ascomycota, Dothideomycetes, Dothideales, Saccotheciaceae. The record is from the annotation of a GenBank genome assembly.